AUGGGAGCCUACAAGUAUAUGGAAGAGAUCUACCGCCACAAGCAAUCGGAUGCCCUCCGAUUCUUGUCUCGUGUGCGCGCUUGGGAAUACCGCCAACGCCCCAACAUCUUGACUUGCAACCGCCCAACAAGAACCGAUAAGGCCCACCGUCUCGGAUACAAGGCCAAGCAAGGAUUUGUUAUUGUCCGUGCCGGUGUCCGCCGUGGAGGACGCAAGCGUCAAAAUCACCGUGGUAUGGUUUUCGGUAAGCCAAAGCACCAAGGUAUCAACCAAUUGAAGUUCGAGCGCAACCUCCAAUCUGUUGCUGAGGAAAAGGCCGGACGCCGAUACUCCAACUUGCGAGUCUUGAACUCUUACUGGGUCAAUCAAGACGCCACCAUGAAGUACUAUGAAAUCAUCAUGGUCGAUCCUAACCACCAAAAGAUCCGCAACGAUCCUCGUAUCAACUGGAUCGUCAACUCUGUCCACAAGCAUCGCGAGAUGCGUGGACUUACCAGCGCCGGACGCAAGGGACGUGGUCUUCGCAAGAGUGGACACCGUGCCAAUGGUAUUAUUGGUGGUUCUUACCGUGCUGCCUGGCUCAGACGUAACACCAUGAAGCUUAAGCGUUACCGUUAG
Messenger RNA from Cylindrotheca closterium, 618 nucleotides. NCBI's taxonomy places the organism in Eukaryota, Bacillariophyta, Bacillariophyceae, Bacillariales, Bacillariaceae. The record is from the annotation of a GenBank genome assembly.